This is a messenger RNA of Cladocopium goreaui, 5364 nucleotides long. The record is from the annotation of a GenBank genome assembly. Lineage: Eukaryota; Dinophyceae; Suessiales; Symbiodiniaceae.
AUGGAAGAAGAGAACGUAGAGGAGCACGCAGAUCCAGUCCCUCUGCACACCGUACCCCUCGGGCAGUUCAAGCCAGGGUCUGCUUGGGUUAUUCCCGAGGCCACCUACUUUGGGGGCCAGGUAAAACUUGCAGGGGUGAUACAGCGAGUGGAGGUGUUGAGGAACGCCUCUUACCUGUACAUGCACCUCACGGGAACAGACAGCGAAGACAUCUUGAAGAUCCACACAGGGCAGAAGGAUGCAGUCUUCAAGGGGCACAUCUGCGAGCCCGGGGCGCCAGAGGAGGACACACAACGAAGAGCCUUGGGUACUCUCGCUGGAGGGGACCACACCUGGAGGGGAGGACGAGCUUGCCGCCCUGAGGGCCCGGGAGCGGGGCUGGAGGAGGAAUCGAGUCAAAAGGGAAGCAAGAAGGCGAAGAAGAAAAAGAAGCAGAAAGAAACCAGGUCAAAGGAGGAGAAGAUGGCCACAGGUCGCUCGCCUGCCAGGGCCGUCCAGAAGGAAGCAGUCCACCUUUAUGGUGGCACGGCGCUGGACCCAAAGGAAAAGAUUCGCAAGAGGGUGCUCAAGGCGGCGCAGCGUUUUGCCAUCAAGAAGAAGUCCAAGAGGUCAACUUCGAGCAGCGGCACGGGGAGCAGCAGCUCCUCAACGUCAAGCGCCGAGGGGACAACCAGUGUAGAGGGGGUCUUUGGGGAGGACACGAAAACCCGCACACUGGGGGAGAAGUUCCCGGGGGCGCUGAGCAUGGAAACUCUGAUGAUGAUGCGAAGGAGCCUCCUAACCACAGCGGGAGAAAUGGGGGAGGAACAAUCGACGAAACCGGUUGCCCUUCUCUACUUCCGGAAUGUGUUGGGGAGGAGAGCCAGCGGUGCGCAGGCACGAGAGCUCCUAAACCUCUCCUGCGCAAUAGAUGCGCUGCUGAGGUCCAGGCCAGCGCAAGCCUUGGACAUCCUCUGUCAGAGGCUCAAAGCCCAGGAGGCGGUGCUCAGUGGCACCAACUGGGCGGUGGCGCAACGGCUGGAGCUGGCCAGCCCCGACGCGACAUCCCUGAUACCACGUGGAGAACUCCAGGUAGCCAACAGAGAGUCUUACCUGGACUCCCGUGCCAGGUGGCAGUCGCAGAGUACAACAGGGGCGAAGGGCACAAACAAAGGGAAGACAAAAGGCAAGAGCGAUCAGGCAGCCAAGGACGACAAAAAGGAGGGAGCAGAUGAUUUUCCAAUUCGGGAGUGCGGUGAAUCCUCCCAUGCCACCCAGGGCUGUAAAGUCCAGUCCGCAUCUUUGUCGGACAGGGUGAAGAUUUCUUCUAGUGAACCUGGAGGGUUCCACGGUCGUGACUCGGUUACUUUAAAUACCCAGAGCCAUGGCCCUCAGCAGCCGGGCCACAGUGCCAUGGUUGACGAUUUGAAGGCGACUCGUUGCAAAAAAAAAAGUGUUUCUGAUCUGAUGGGUGCCAGGAUCCUGGAGCUUGGGCCAAGGGUUCAGCAGUGGCUGCAAGAGGUUGUGCCACUCCGCAGCCAGCCCAUGGGUAGGAGGGAUAAAGCCACCUUGUUCCCCUUACCUGCCUCUUCUAGCCUCCUGUCUGAGUCCUUCCCCCAGCUUUGUCCCUUGGGUGUUUCCUGGCUAUGUAAUGUCUGUAUGGGUCUUAACUCUCUGUGGGGUGAUGGCCUCACCUUUGAGGGUGAGAUCACUGGCAUUGUCCUGGACUGCUUGAAGCUCAUUGUGACCGAUAUCCAAAGGGUUUGCUCAUUGACAGGGAAGGUGGAUCACUUUGAUUGGGAAAACUUUUUCACCACAAGGUCAAUUGACUAUAAAGGUGAUGAAGUAAAGACCGCCAGGGAGUUUUGCUGGAGCAACAUUGCGCCGGCUCUCCCAAAAGAGAUCGGGCGUGUACCCCUGAGUGAGGUCUGUACGUUGGGUGCCAAGCAUUAUGUGGAAAACUUCGACUGCUACAUUCGCCCUCCACAUCGGUGGGAGCGCCGUCGCGCUCCUAGAGUGAUGGUGCCAGAUCACGCCUGGGCUGAGGUAUGCCAGGGGCUGGUUUCCACGGGGGUAUGUUGUUUCAUCAAAGAGGCUGAUGUUUUUCAUGUAGAUGGUGCACCCUUGCUGAACGGGCUGUUUGGCGUGACUAAGGAUGAGUGGCACGAAGGGCAUGAAGUCUUCAGACUCAUUAUGAACCUUAUUCCUCUAAACGGUAUUGCUGAGCCGUUGCGAGGUGAUGUUGAGACACUGCCCAUGUGGUCCAUGAUGACGCCUUUACAGCUACACCCCGAUGAGGCACUUGUGGUGAGCUCGGAAGAUGUAAGGUGCUUCUUCUACACCAUGGGUGUGGUGUAUCUGGCAGCCCGGGUAUUGCCUAUGGGUUUUGCUAACUCUGUUAGCUUGGCACAGCACGUUCAUCGCAACCUAGCUUUGUGGAGCGCGACGCCCACUACUGAGGGAGCGACUGUGGUCAACCUGCCUCAAGGGGAGAUCCGGAAGGACCGGCCGACAACGGUCGCUAAUCCUUCCUGGCGAGUCUACCUUGACAAUUAUGACCUGCUGGAGCGUGUCAAGUGGGUGGACCUGUCGGAUCUGCAAAGCCACCUUGCGCCAUCGGUCCUAGCAUUGCGGCAGCAGUAUGAGUUCUGGGACAUACCCCGGAACAUGAAGAAGGCUGUUAGCAGAAGCGUAGAGGCUGAGGUACAGGGAGCUCAAGUGGAUGGGGCCCGCGGUGUUGCCUACCCACGCGAGUCCAAGCUCCUGAAGUACUUGGCGGCCACCUUGUCAGUGCUUGGGCAGCGCACAGUCACGCAGCGACAAAUGCAAGUGGUUUGCGGAGGCCUAGUGUAUGUCUCCAUGUUUCGCCGGCAACUCCUUGGGGGCUUAAACGCCGUAUGGAAAUUCAUCACUUCUUUUGAUGAGCAGCGGUCACAUAGGAGACCUCUACCAGAAGCCUGCCAACUGGAGUUGGUGAGAUUCCUGGGGCUGUUGCCGCUAGCACGCCUGGAUUUCCGGUUGGAGUACAACGAGCAAGUCACUUGCAGCGAUGCCUCGGGCUCAGGUGGUGGCAUCUGUGCCUCGACUGCGCUCAGCCCGGCCGGGUGCCUGGCAGCGCAGGGGAAGCUGCGAGGUGAGCUCCCAGAACUUCGUCAGGAACACCAAGUCCUAACUAUUGGGCUUUUCGAUGGUAUUGCCGCUCUUAGGGUGGCUGCUGACCUUCUUGGCCUUCAUGUGUUGGGGCACGUUAGUGUCGAAGUCUCUCCAAGUGCUCAACGUGUUGUGACUUCGCAUUUUCCCGAGGUGAUGCACUACAAUGACGUCCGGGCCAUAAGCGAUGUGGAAGUCCGCCAGUGGGCCCUCGACUUCUCACAGGCCUCCUUGGUUAUCAUUGGGGCGGGGCCGCCCUGCCAAGGUGUGAGCGGACUGAAUGCCAGUCGUAAAGGCGCCCUCCGUGACGAGCGCUCUGGUCUUUUCCCACACGUGAAACGCAUUUGGACUUUGACCAAGAGGUUUUUCCCAUGGUGUCAAGUACACUGCCUCAUGGAAAGUGUAGCCUCAAUGGAUCAAUGCGAUCGAGAAAUCAUGUCGGAAGACUUCGGCGAGGAGCCCUGGGCCUGUGAUGCUGGUACCAUGAGUUGGUGCCACAGGCCCCGCCUGUACUGGAUCAGCUGGUGCCUGUAUCCACAGGAGGGAGCCGAACUGACCUUGGGGAGUGGUUGCACUCCUAACCGAGUGACCCUGACGGCCUAUCAGGACCUCGAGAGCGUUUGCAAAGAGGGGUGGAUCAAAGUAGAGCCAAACCGGGCUUUCCCCACUUUCACCACCUCACGUCCGCGUGACAAACCCGGGCACAAGCCCGCAGGCAUCCGGACCUGCGAGCCGGCGGAUCUGGCUCGAUGUGCACAGGACCGUCAUCGUUAUCCGCCAUAUCAGUAUACCCCCAAAAACCUGUUAAUCAACAAGCAUGACAAGCUUCGCCUGCCUGACAUCGAGGAGAAAGAGUACAUGAUGGGGUUCCCCGUGGGAUAUACCAUGUCCUGCAGCCCAAAGCACGCUCGAGGUAGCGAAGAGCACUUGGACGUGCGCCAUUCUUUGAUCGGCAACUCUUGGAGCAUUCCCGUGGUGGCGUGGCUUCUUGGUCAGUUGUGUGGGCCUUUAGGAAUGCCUAAAAAGCAUUUGGAGCGAGCUACACAGGCAGCACGAGCACAACAGAGACAAAAACUUGGAACGUUACAGGACUUGACGGUCCAGCCAGCCACCAAACAACGCUACAACAAAGCCAUUGACGGUUUCCUUGCCUUCCUAAAGGAGAAUCAGUUACAACUUCCUCGACAGCGUCAGCUUUUGGACCCUAUCCUUUGUGAAUAUCUUGAACAUCUCUGGUCCACAGGGCAUGGCAGGGCCCUAGCCAGUGAUACGGUUGCUGGCCUACAAGACCAUGAUGUUCGUUUGAAGGGUCAACUCCUGGGAGCCUGGAGGCUCCUUAAGACCUGGAGUCAACAUGAAAUUCCAAACAGGGCUCCUCCCCUUCCAGCACACGUCCUCCAUGCUAUGGUUGGGUGGAGCUUCUUCCAUCAGCACUUCACUUUCGGUGUGUCGCUUCUCCUGGGAUACUAUGGUAUGCUCAGGACUGGUGAGAUCCAUGCACUACGAUCCUCUCAGAUUGUGUGUGAGGCUGGUCAGCCCACUGUAGUGCUCUCCCUUGGACUCACUAAGGGCGGCAAGCGUCAAGGCGCGGCUGAAUCCACGGUCGUUGGAUAUGACAUGGUGGUUAAUUUUGUCCAGCACUGGAAGACCUUAGCCUCAGAAGGACAGGGGGACGUGGAAAGAGACCCACAAAUGGAUCACGAAGAGGAUCCUCGAAGCGUUCAAAGCGCUCAAAAAGGUUUGGUGGAGUGUGGUUCCAGACACACGCUCUGCCUGACCUUCGACGGUUUGGUCGUGGGUUUCGGCUCCAACAGCGAAGGUCAGUUGGGCAUCGGCCGACGGAGCGAGGUGGAAGAAACCCCUGUGGCAGUGCAGCUGGGUCCAAAGUGCAGGAAACUGGUGAUCUUUGCCUUGGCAGUGACCAUGGAUCACAGCUGUGCCCUGGCCUUACCAGCACCUGAUCGGCCCGAUCAGCUGAACAGCUACAUGAGCGAAGGCGCUUUGCGGGCGAUGGGUUGUGAGUGGCAUGUGGGCGUUUUGGUUUCAGAUUUGAAAAUCAGCCUCAAGGAGUCUGCAGCCUGCAAGCUGCCAAAGCGUGAGCAAAGCGUGAGCAAUCGUGAGCAGCGCAUUCUUGAUGACAACAUUUCGCGAUACAAAGAAGCUGUUUGCCACGACUUUCACUUCGUGCUCAAGGCCGGAGUUCGGGAGGGUCCGGGAGUGCAGGCCUCGAGGUGA